UCUAGAUAAUGAAAUUUAUCGAAAUUAUUUAGCCAAGUAUGAUCCAUUUUUUUGUAUGAACAAAAUAUGAUCAAUUCUCGCCGAAGAUUUCAUAAAUGCUACGGAUUCAUAUAACUUGAUGCAUAAAAUAUAAUUUGAUUUAGGUUGAUUUAGCGUGUUCGAGUUGGUCAGUUAAAGGUCGGUUCGACCUCUACUUUUAAUCCGUCUCAUAAUUACGUUUUGAAAACAUAAGAUUGCAUUCUUAUAAAGGUAAAUCCAAGGUUUUCUUUUCCCCAAUAUUUGAUGAAUUUUACAUCGUAUUCAUAUUUCAAUCCAUUGAAUACAGUCAAAUCGUGCAUUUAUAACAUCGACUUUCCGUCAUGGUCUUAUCUAUACUACAUCGGGUGCAUUACGCCGAACUUUACGGAUAUAUGUGAAUGAUAAAAAUAGGUAGUGACCAAUACACGUGUAUGGUAAGAUCUACACCACCGAAUGAAGUUCAUCGAGAGUAGUAUAGGUCGAACCGCUCUAGAUAAUUACUUCACCAAAAGAAAAAAGCCCCUAUCAAACUCAACAACACCUAUAUUUAUAAACCCCAUUAUUUUCCCCAUGUAAACAAACACACACCUCCAAACAAUGAAACCUGCAGAUGCUUUGAUACUCGUCCUUUUCGGUUUAGCGCUCUACACAACUUUCAUCGUGUUCAUACAACCUGCCUACUUUGGCAUCACUUUCGAUGUCCGAAUAAUCAACGGCUUCUCCAACAACUCGUCGUUGCCUUUGGUGGUGUGGUGUGUCUCUCACGACAGCGGAGAUAUCGGUGGGCGGGCCCUACAAGAGCGCGACGACUACAGCUGGACAGUCAAAAUCAACCCUUUUUGGAGUUCGUCUAGAUUCGUUUGCACCAUGAAAUGGGACGAAAAGACGAUGAAAUUCGAAGUUUUUCGAGCAAGCCGAGACAGGUAUAGGUGCGGUGAUUGUGGAGAGUGUUUUUGGCUUGUAAAAGAAGAUGGUUUUUAUUUUAGUAAUAAUGGGAUUAAUUGGAUCAAAAACUUCCCAUGGAUGUAAUAAUUAACUUUUUAAUGUGUUCUUGAAAUGGAUAUUUUCAGU
Messenger RNA from Erythranthe guttata (spotted monkey flower), 1089 nucleotides. Its product is annotated as S-protein homolog 20. The record is from RefSeq and is a predicted model, not a curated record. NCBI's taxonomy places the organism in Eukaryota, Viridiplantae, Streptophyta, Magnoliopsida, Lamiales, Phrymaceae.